AUGCCGAGUGCAACUCUUCCACAAGCAUCGCUGAAUGAAGACGUCAGGAAUAAAUUGCUUGAAUUAGAUGAAGAAUUGGAAGAUGGAGAUAUCACUGAAAAGGGCUAUUGGAAGAAGAAAUGCCGACUUCUGGGUGAUAGUAUUCCUGACAGAACUAGGAAGGAAGUCCUGUCUCUUGAGAGUGACUUAAAAGAUAAAAUUAUCACAGAGAAAGGAUAUUAUAAGAAGCUGAAGAAGGUGUUUGAUUUAUUCUUCAAACUGACAGAGACAUCAAAGGACCCAGUGGUAGUUAAGAAGAAGGAGUAUGGAAAAAAACAAAACGGACAUCAAGUAGACAAAGAUAGAGGGUCCAAUGGGCACUCAAAUGGAUUUGAGACUAAAGACAUUGCUGAAAAUGAAAGUGGUACCAACGGUAAUGGUGUAUCUAAUGGAGCCGUAGCUACCAAUGGGUCGAAUGGCAUGUCUGUUGAAAAUCACACCGAAGAUAAAGAGGGGCAAAUGGAGAUACAAAAAGAAAAGGAAAGUAGCAGUGAAGAAAGAGAUGAAGAGAAGGAUGUGGAAGUGAAGUCACCUCGAGAAACUUCCGGGAAAAAAGGCAGAAGUCGAGGAAGCAAGAACUCCACUGGAGCCGGACAACCAUCCAUCAUGUCAAUGUUUAGCAAAGUGCCAGCAAAAAGGAAGUCGACCGCUGAUGAGGAAGAGGACAAAAAAUGUGAAGAAGAAAAGGAUUUGAAAAAAGCCAAGAUAGAGGAUAGUGAAGAUAAAAUGGACACAGAUGAUACGGAUACAAAGGACCCAUGUGACAAGGUGAAGGUGGAAGCCAGCCCUGCCCCUAGACUACCUCCUGCUAAAUGUCGUGAAUGUAAACAACUGCUUGAUGACCCAGAUCUGUUAAUGUUUCCAGGAGACGCAGAGGACGCAGUGGAGGAGUUUAUAGCAUUGACCAACCCAAAGUUGUCUGUGUUUACUGGUGAUGAAGAGAAUAUCAACAGUUACGAUGAACGGCCACAACAUAAGAUAACAAAUUUUAGUGUGUACGACAAAAAUACCCAUCUCUGUCCAUUUGACACCGGCCUGAUAGAGAAGAAUGUCUUACUCUACUUCAGUGGCUCCCUCAAACCUAUUUUCGAUGAGAACUCCAGUCCUGAGGGUGGUGUGGCUUGUCGCAACAUGGGCCCAAUCAACGAAUGGUGGACAGCAGGCUUUGAUGGUGGAGAGAAUGCACUUAUUGGGUUCAGCACAGCCUAUGCUGAGUACAUUCUGAUGGGUCCUAGUGAAGCAUACAAACCAUUUAUGGACACAAUGAGAGAGAAGAUUCACAUCAGUAAAGUGGUCAUCGAGUUUCUGCAGCGCAACCAGGAUGCUACAUACGAGGAUCUUCUCAACAAGAUAGAGACUACAGUUCCUCCCACUGGUUUAUUGAGUCUGACAGAGGACUCGCUGCUGCGCCACGCCCAGUUUGUUGUCGACCAGGUCCAGAGCUAUGAUGAGGCUGCUGAUGAGGAUGAAGGUCUUCUCAUCACCACUCCCUGUAUGAGGGGACUUAUCAAGUUGGCUGGAGUUACUUUAGGCAAGAGGCGAGCUCUAAGGAAAGAAUUACGCAAGGAGAAGAAAGAGAAGAAGCCUGGCCAUACAAUGGCCACUGUAACACCACUGGUCAGCGAAAUAUUCGAUAAAAUGUUUCAAGGUCAACUUGAUGAGAAAACUGGCCAGGGAGCAAAACGAAGACGAUGUGGAAUAUGUGAGGUGUGCCAGCAGUCAGACUGCGGAAAGUGCCGGGCGUGUCAGGACAUGAUCAAGUUUGGUGGCACCGGGAAAUCGAAACAGGCCUGCAUGGAGCGCAGGUGUCCAAACAUGGCAGUUAAAGAUGCUGAGGAUGAUGAUUUGGGAGAGGAAGAUGACGAUGAUAAGAAGCUGAAAAUGGAAGAAGUGACGACUCCAGAUAAAAAGCACAGAUUGUCGGUCAACACAAAGACAAAACUCAAGUGGAUCGGAGAGCCUAUCAAAAAUGACGGAAAGAACUCUUACUAUAAGAGGGUCAACAUUAACGGUCAAGAGGUCACCAUUGACGACUAUAUCUCUGUAAAGCCAGAGAGCACCUCUAUGGCUGUGUACUUAGCUCGUGUUGCAUAUCUGUGGGAGGAUUCCCAUGGCAACAAGAUGUUCCAUGCCCACUGGUUCUGCCGAGGUACAGAUACAAUUUUGGGGGAGACCUCUGAUCCCCAGGAGUUAUUCCUGAUGGACGACUGUGAAGACUGUAAACUAGAAACGGCCAUAGGACUGGUAAAGGUAAUUCAUAAAAAGACUCCUUCCAACUGGGGGAUGUUGGGAGGUAUAGAACAUGCUGAUGAAGAUAUUGACAGAGAAGAUGAAAAUACCUACUUCUAUCAGAAAUGGUAUGACAGUGACUUGGCCCGGUUUGAGGACCCACCAAUAUGUGACUUCCAACCAGCUGAUCACCUGAAACACAAGUUCUGUACCAGCUGUCACAGACUGAAUGAGCUGAGGAAGAGGGAGAACCCUGCCCUGGGUGAGGAGAUCAGUGUGGAUGAUGGCACAUCCAGCCGGGUGUACUAUAGCUGUGUGAAGCGUGACGGCCUUGAGUACAAAGUUGGGGACUGUUGUUACAUAGAGCCUGAUGGCUUCACAUUCAACGUCAAACCUGCAGUCCCAAAAAAGCCUAAACAAGAGAAAACUGAUAUGGACGAGGACCUGUACCCAGAGGCCUACAGGAAGACAGAGUACAUAAAGGGAUCCAAUGACAAAUUGCCCAGCCCCUUUAGGGUCGCCCGUAUAUUACAGAUCUUCUGUAAAAAGUCACAUACCUCAAAGAUUUCUGACAUGACAGAUAUCAGACUGAAGGUGGCCAAAUUCUACAGGCCAGAAGACACUCACAAAGGCGUGACGGCAGGUUAUCAUACGGACAUGAAUGUGUUGUUCUGGUCAGACGAAGAAACCACAGUGGAAUUUCAGCUGGUGCGUGGCAGGUGUGAGGUGGUAUAUAGUGAGAACAUUCGUGAUCUCGAAGACUAUUUCUCACGAGCUCCUGACAGGUUCUAUUUUACAGAGAUGUAUGAUAGUGAGAACAAGAUGUUUGAGGAGCCUCCUACUAAGGCAACACAAUGUGGCUCCAAGGGCAAGGGGAAAGGAAAGGGUAAAGGAAAAGGGAAGAGUACAGCUGUGGUGCCCGACAUGAGUGAGCAAAAAUCUGUGGACUUUCAGAGGCUGCGCUGUCUGGAUGUAUUUGCUGGCUGUGGAGGUUUGUCCGAGGGUUUCCACCAAGCUGGUAUGGCAGAGAGUCGCUGGGCCAUAGAGAAGGAAGAGCCUGCAGCUCAGGCAUUCAGGCUUAACAAUCCUGGCUGUGAAGUUUUUACAGAUGACUGUAAUAUUCUGCUCCGUCUUGUCAUGGAUGGGGAGACAAGCAAUGACAGAGGCCAGAAACUGCCUCAAAAGGGUGAUGUAGAGCUGCUGUGUGGUGGUCCUCCUUGUCAGGGGUUCAGUGGUAUGAACAGGUUCAACAGCCGUGAGUACUCAAGAUUCAAGAAUUCGCUUAUCGCAUCAUACUUAUCAUACUGUGACUACUACCGACCUCGCUACUUCUUGUUGGAGAAUGUGAGAAAUUUUGUCUCCUACAAGCGCAGCAUGGUACUGAAGCUGGCCCUGCGUUGCCUUAUCCGUAUGGGAUACCAGUGCACCUUUGGAGUAUUACAAGCUGGCAGCUAUGGAGUUGCCCAAACCCGCAGGAGAGCUAUCAUCCUGGCAGCAGCCCCAGGACACAAGUUGCCCUCCUAUCCAGAACCUCUACAUGUGUUUGCUCCUCGGGCAAUGCAGUUGUCUGUACAAGUAGAUGAGAAAAAGUUUAGCUCGAACAUUACUAGAAUGGAGGCUGCACCUUUCCGGACCAUCACAGUUCGGGAUACAAUGUCAGAUUUGCCCGAGAUUCGCAACGGAGCAAAAGCAGAAGAAAUCUCUUACCAAGGGGAUGGCCACUCCCACUUCCAAAAACUGAUCCGUGGAAAGCAGCACCAGCCUAUUCUAAGAGAUCACAUUUGUAAAGAGAUGUCAGCUCUUGUCCAUACCCGUAUGCAGCACAUUCCCUUGGCCCCUGGAUCUGACUGGCGCUCACUCCCUAACCUGGAAAUCAGGCUUUCUGAUGGAACCAAGACUAAAAAACUGCGAUAUACCCACCACGACAAGCAGAAGGGAAAGAACAGCAAGGGUAGUCUGAGAGGUGUAUGUUCCUGUGCUGAAGGAAAGGCCUGUGAGACUAUGGACCGUCAGUUCAAUACUGUGAUCCCCUGGUGUCUCCCUCACACAGGCAACCGUCACAACAACUGGGCAGGACUGUAUGGCCGACUCGAGUGGGACGGAUUCUUCUCCACCACUGUCACUAAUCCUGAACCCAUGGGCAAACAGGGCCGUGUGUUACAUCCAGAACAGCACCGUGUGGUCAGUGUUAGAGAGUGUGCCCGGUCACAGGGAUUUCCAGACACCUACCGCUUCUUUGGUACCAUCUUGGACCGUCACAGACAGGUUGGUAAUGCAGUACCACCUCCCAUGGCUAAGGCUAUUGGCCUGGAAAUCAGGAAGUGUUUAGAAUGGAAUGCACAGCAUAAGAUGGAAUAUGGACAAAUCAAAGGAGAGCCCAAGGACAUAGAAAGGGCAAAGGACAUAGAAAUGACAGAGGUUAAGGAGACAAAUGAUACAAAACAGAAAGUGGAAAAAAUGUCACCUUGUAAACCGGGGUCAUCGUCAUAGCGAUGGUGUUUUGUACUGAUUUUGAUAGAGUGACACAAGAUUGAACUUAGUGAGCAGUCACGAGGGCAAAUGUAGGGGAGAAUAAGUGCAAGGUCUGAACAUAUGGGAGAGUACAGAGAGUUUACAAGACUGAGAUAAACAACUAUCCUUAGUCCAGGACCUACCCUCUCGAGUAAUGAUGGAGAAUUUACAGGACAGUUUGUCAGAAAAACAGGAAAAGUACUGAGAAUUCAUGACCGCAAGGUGUGUAAUCUGUUGUGUCACAGACAUGAUACCACUCUAGAUAUUAACUUUUGUAUGGUUACGGAAAUGUCAGAAUCAUAUUAAUGUUUAAUGAUGUUGAUGUGUGUGACAUUGGUAGUGGAGAUAUAGAUAAUUGGAUUUCAAAGAUGAUGGUCUUGGCCUUGGCCUUGACCUUGCGAGAGUGAACAGAAAAUAAAUAAAUGUUGCGGUGUUAAUUUUCGCCCAUUGCUUACACUAGAAAUCUUGAAUGAAAUUUGAUACAGUUCCAAUCAUUAGACAAAUUAUUAGAUCAGCUGAUUUUCAUUCUAAAUACCUUUGAUCAUGAAAGGCAUUUUCUAAGCUUAAUAGUUCAGUGAAGAUUAAAUUAUGAAUGAAAUGUUGUCAAAGAUCAUCUAUUUAUUUUUCACUAAAGUUUGUCAAUGAUUAAACUGUCUGAGUAACUUAAUACAUGUCAGGUUUGUGGACUCGCCUCGUGUUCUAUAGUGUUAUUUAUACAUAAAUAUAUGUCCACGUCACAUUCUGUCACACUAUUUAUACAUAAAUACAUGUCCACCUCACAUUCUGUCACACUCUUUAUACAUAAAUACAUGUCCACGUCACAUUCUGUCACACUAUACAUAAAUAUAUGUCCACCUCACAUUCUGUCACACUAUACAUAAAUACAUGUCCACCUCACAUUCUGUCACACUAACAUAAAUACAUGUCCACCUCACAUUCUGUCACACUGUACAUAAAUACACGUCCACCUCACGUUCUGUCACACUAUUUAUACAUGUCCACGUCACAUUCUGUCACACUAUACAUAAAUACACGUCCACCUCACAUUCUGUCACACUAUACAUAAAUACAUGUCCACCUCACAUUCUGUCACACUAACAUAAAUACAUGUCCAACUCACAUUCUGUCACACUGUACAUAAAUACACGUCCACCUCACGUUCUGUCACACUAUUUAUACAUGUCCACGUCACAUUCUGUCACACUAUUUAUACAGGUCCUCGUCACAUUCUGUCACACUGUUUAUACAUGUCCACGUCACAUUCUGUCACACUAUUUAUACAUAGAUACAUGUCCACGUCACAUUCUGUCACACUAUUUAUACAUAGAUAAAUGUCCACGUCACAUUCUGUCACACUAUUUAUACAGGUCCACGUCACAUUCUGUCACACUAUUUAUACAGGUCCAUGUCAUGUUCUGUAGCACUAGUUAUACAUAGAUACAUUUCCACAUGUUCUGUUGCACUAGUUAUACAUUGCAAUUGCCUAUUGAAUAUGAAAUAACUGUAUGGC
This is a messenger RNA of Ylistrum balloti, 6289 nucleotides long. RefSeq names its product DNA (cytosine-5)-methyltransferase 1-like. Gene Ontology annotation, molecular function: zinc ion binding; chromatin binding; DNA binding. The record is from RefSeq and is a predicted model, not a curated record. The coding region runs from base 1 to 4758 and encodes 1585 amino acids. Lineage: Eukaryota; Metazoa; Mollusca; Bivalvia; Pectinida; Pectinidae. The transcript has 39 exons. Gene Ontology annotation, cellular component: nucleus.